UUGGUAUUUGGUAGUGACCUCAGCUUAGUCCGGAAAGUUGGGUCGUUACAGUUGGUAUCAGAGCCUAAGUUUUAGGUUCUGUAGACUGACUUAUAAUGUGAGUCUGUGUUUUGUGUCCUUAUGGCUGAAACGAUCCUUGCCGCUCGUCAGGUACGCUCUCAUGAAAGUAUAUGUAUAACUCUACAUGCAUUACCUUACCUAAGUUAAACUGCAAAUUCAAUUACCAUUUAUGACUAAAGGAAUCGUUUGGUGGUUGUUAGGAAAAUGCCACCAAGGAGAGGUGCACGUAGGGGUGGCCGAGGAGGCCGAGGAAGGGGAGCAGGACGCGUUCAGCCUGAGGUGCAGCCUGUAGCCCAAGCCCCUGACCCGGCUGCGCCAGUUACUCAUGCGGACCUAGCCGCCAUGGAGCAGAGGUUUAGAGAUAUGAUUAUGCAGAUGCGGGAGCAGCAGAAGCCUGCCUCGCCAACUCCGGCGCCAGCUCCAGCGCCAGCUCCAGCACGAGUUCCUGCUCCAGCUCCGGCUCCAGUACCAGUUGCGCCCCAGUUUGUGCCGGAUCAGUUGUCGGCAGAGGCUAAGCAUCUGAGGGAUUUCAGGAAGUAUAAUCCCACGACGUUCGAUGGGUCUUUGGAGGACCCCACCAGGGCUCAGAUGUGGUUAUCGUCCUUGGAAACCAUAUUCCGUUACAUGAAAUGCCCUGAGGAUCAGAAGGUUCAGUGUGCUGUUUUUAUGUUGACUGACAGAGGUACUGCAUGGUGGGAGACUACAGAGAGGAUGCUAGGUGGUGAUGUGAGUCAGAUCACGUGGCAGCAGUUCAAGGAGAGUUUCUAUGCGAAAUUCUUCUCCGCCAGUUUGAGAGAUGCCAAGCGGCAGGAGUUUCUGAACUUAGAGCAGGGUGACAUGACCGUGGAGCAGUACGAUGCGGAGUUUGACAUGUUAUCCCGCUUCGCUCCCGAAAAAGGUGAAGGCAUUCCAGAUUGA
Molecule: messenger RNA, 978 nt
Organism: Cucumis melo (muskmelon)
Lineage: Eukaryota; Viridiplantae; Streptophyta; Magnoliopsida; Cucurbitales; Cucurbitaceae
Exons: 2
Coding region: 265-978 (237 amino acids)
Source: RefSeq, a predicted model, not a curated record